Messenger RNA from Symbiodinium necroappetens, 379 nucleotides. Lineage: Eukaryota; Dinophyceae; Suessiales; Symbiodiniaceae. The record is from the annotation of a GenBank genome assembly.
GAUUUGGUGUGGCGCGCGUGCGCGGCUCACAAUGAGCGGAACUUCCUCAUCGUGCGGCCGCCGACAGAGGGUGCAGAAUCUGGCGACCUUUUGGUGGUGCAUGAAAACGGACGUGCUGGGAGCCGUGCGCAGCAGCAAGUGCCCUACAAGGAUGGCUUGACUGACAAGCUCUUUGCAGUGGACCACGAGCGGCAAGAGUGCACCCGAAUGUGGAGUCAGCAGAAAUCGGAUGACCUGAUGGCCCAGAUGGACAACAUCGACGAGGAGAUCGCCGAGCCGUUCAAAGAAGCGCUCAAGUCAGAACUGCGCAAGUACGUCGACAGCCGCUAUGCAGAUCAGGGAGGCAUGAGCACAGGCGCUGCUUCUUACACACUUUAUA